Protomyces lactucae-debilis is the source of this 1422-nucleotide messenger RNA. RefSeq lists its product as uncharacterized. Lineage: Eukaryota; Fungi; Ascomycota; Taphrinomycetes; Taphrinales; Protomycetaceae. The coding region runs from base 109 to 1227 and encodes 372 amino acids. The record is from RefSeq and is a predicted model, not a curated record. Gene Ontology annotation, biological process: cellular response to L-arginine; regulation of intracellular signal transduction. The transcript has a single exon. Gene Ontology annotation, cellular component: cytosol.
UGGAGCCAAACUCGACAUCACGUCAAACCAUCAAAGAAGCAGCCUUGCACGAGAUAGUAAGGCUUGUUCUUCACUGUCACUGUAAAUCAAAGACAGAUUAGCUGCUGCAUGACCGCCAUUUGCUUUUUGGAACCAAAUCUCAGUCUCAUUCAUAUCCCACCAGCAGUCUUUCCUCACUUCUUGCAUGGCAUAUUAUCGCUUUGCACACAGUGCCCGGCCUUCUUUAACCUCUCGCUGACACCAACGAGUAUCUCUGUUAUAUGUACAGAACAUGAAGCAGAAAGGCUGUUUGCGCCCAUCGUGGCGAGACUUAAGGCUUCUGGUGCAUCCAUCGAAGCACAGCGCUAUCUUGCCAUGCAGAUAGACGGCGAUGGCAUCUCAGAUGGCCGUAAGCUUCUGGACCUCACUCAACCACUUGCUCGAGCAGGUGUGUCUAUUCUAUUCAUGACGACCUACUUUGCAGACUAUGUUCUGGUCGCUGCACAGGAAGCGAGUAAAGUCAAGCGUGUCUUGCUAGAAACAGACUUUGUCUUUGAGGACUUGACGCAAAGCUUCGUCUCCCAUACACCGGGUCUCCUGUCUUCGUUUGCAUCGCCCGUCAUAACACCAAAAACGCGGUCUCGCUCAACAAGUCGCGCUGCUGACCUCGCCAAUGCGGGCGGCUCUGUUAAUGAAGAGUUGCUCAAACAAAGUGUCGAAGCACUCGUACCGCACGCCGGCGUCAAUACACUUGACUUUUUACGACAAUGUCAAGUUCCCGUCACCCUAUUCAAGAGCAUUAAACUCAUCAUGACGGGGCUUCGUGGGCCCUUGUCAGAGCUCUUGCCAACACUGACCCAGGUACUGCUGCAGGAGACAUUACCAACAUUUUUCAGCUUGACUGUUGCGCCGGAGACUGCUCCAUCUUUACUGCUUGAGCCAACUCUUGCAACACUCUUUGGUGGUCCAGAAAAGCUGCUUGGUGCUGAAGCAGAUCAAGUGCUCGUGCCAAUCUCACUAGACCUACAAGGCUUGACAACUGCAGGUGGAAGUCUUGGUGGGUAUGGUAUCGUUUGUGGCGUUGUUGAGGAAUUGCUUGGCAGAGUCUCUCAAUCACGCAUUGAGAAAUGUCUUGUUGCAGAAGAGCUGGUUAUGUCGUACUUGUCGACUGUUGCAACGGGUAAUGUCCUUUUACUCGAAGAAGACCUCGAGUACAUCGGCCGAGACUCUGAAUGUCGUAUGAUGUGAGGUGAUGUCUCCUGUCAAAAGAUUACCUAUGCAUAUGCGAUGGUCAAUGGUGAAUCUAGGCGACCUUGUGAAAUGUCUGGUGAAACGAUACUCCGAAAUGUUGCAGGACACUCACUACCUUCGAACGAAAAGAAAAAUAAACUGCACUUCAUACCAGACAAUCGUAUUCUAUAUCGCCGUAGCAGGAGUUUGAGU